AUGACCUACGGAGAAAUCGAUCAGUUGGCUAUCAACACCAUUCGCCUGCUGGCGGUGGAUGCCACUUUCAACAGCAAUUCGGGCCAUCCCGGUGCUCCCAUGGGCAUGGCUCCCGUUGCUCACGUUCUAUUCAACAAGUUCAUGCGCUUCAACCCUCAGAACCCCUCGUGGCUGAACCGUGAUCGUUUCGUUCUCUCCAACGGUCACGGCUGCAUGCUUCAGUAUGCUCUCCUUCACCUUUUCGGCUACAAGCUUUCCAUCCAAGAUCUUAAGGACUUCCGCAAAGUCGACAGCAUCACUCCUGGCCAUCCCGAGUCUCAUGAUACUCCCGGCAUCGAGGUCACCACCGGCCCCCUCGGCCAGGGUGUCUGCAACGCUGUCGGCCUGGCUAUGGCUCAGGCUCACACUGCUGCCGUCUUCAACAAGGAUGGUUUUGACCUGAUCAACAACUACACAUACUGCUUCCUCGGCGAUGGCUGCCUGAUGGAGGGUGUUUCUAGUGAGGCCAGCUCUCUGGCCGGCCACCUCCAGCUCGGCAACCUCAUCUGUGUCUACGACGAUAACCACAUCUCCAUUGACGGUGAUACCAACUGCGCCUUCACUGAGGACGUUGCCAAGCGUUAUGAGUCCUAUGGCUGGCACGUCGUCACCGUCGGUGACGGUGACAACGAUCUUGACAGCAUCGAGGCUGCUAUCAAGGAGUCUCAGUCUGUCAAGGACAAGCCUUCUCUGAUCAAGCUCCGCACCACCAUUGGCUAUGGCUCCCUCAAGCAGGGCACCGGCGGCGUUCACGGCUCUCCUCUCAAGGCCGACGACAUUGCUCAGGUUAAGAAGAAGUUUGGCUUCAAUCCCGAUGAGAGCUUCGCAGUUCCCCAGAAGGUCUACGACCUCUAUGGCAAGCACUCCUCCGAGGGUGCUGCCGCUGAAGCCGAGUGGAACCAGCUUCUCGCCAAAUACAAGGAGAGCUUCCCCAAGGAGCACGCUGAUCUCAUCCGUCGGCAGUCCGGUGACCUCCCUCAGGGAUGGGAGAAGUCUCUUCCCACCUAUACCCCCGCCGACGAUGCUGUUGCCACCCGCAAGCUCUCUGAGACUGUCCUCACCAAAGUCGAGGCUGUUGUUCCCGAGCUGUUUGGUGGUUCCGCCGAUCUGACUGGUUCCAACCUCACCCGCUGGAAGGACGCCGUCGACUUCCAGCCCAAGUCAACCGGCCUCGGUGACUACUCUGGACGCUACGUUCGCUAUGGUGUCCGUGAGCACGCCAUGGGCGCCAUCCUCAACGGUCUUGCUGCCUACGGCACCAUUCUGCCCUAUGGCGGUACCUUCCUCAACUUUGUCUCCUACGCUGCCGGUGCCGUCCGCCUGUCGGCCCUGUCGCGUUUCCGCACCAUCUGGGUCGCCACUCACGACUCCAUUGGUCUUGGUGAGGACGGCCCUACUCACCAGCCUAUCGAGACCCUUGCUCAUUUCCGCGCUCUACCCAACUGCAUGGUCUGGCGCCCUGCUGACGGCAACGAGACCUCCGCUGCCUACUACGUUGCCAUGACCUCCAAGCACACCCCUAGCAUUGUCGCUCUUUCGCGCCAGAACCUUCCCCAGCUUGAAGGCUGCACCAUUGAGAAGGCUACCAAGGGUGCUUAUGUCCUGCAGGAGGUCGAGGGCGCCAACAUCACCCUCAUUUCCACCGGUUCCGAGGUCGGCAUUUGCGUCGAUGCCGCUAAGGAGCUCGCCGAGAAGCACAACAUCAAGGCCCGUAUCGUCUCUAUUCCUUGCUUCGAGGUCUUUGACACGCAGUCCAAGGAGUACCGUCUCUCGGUCCUUCCUGAUGGCAUCCCCAUCCUGUCGGUCGAGGUCAUGAGCACCAUGGGCUGGGAGCGCUACUCUCACGAGCAGUUUGGUAUCAACCGCUUUGGUGCCUCCGGCGCCUAUAAGGACGUCUACAAGAAGUUCGAGUUCACCCCCGAGGGCAUUGCCAAGCGUGCCAUCGCUACUGUGAACUUCUGGAAGGAUGUCCCCAACGUGCGCUCUCCCCUUAACCGCGCGUUCCAGCAGCUCAUCUAA
Beauveria bassiana ARSEF 2860 is the source of this 2058-nucleotide messenger RNA. Its product is annotated as transaldolase-like protein. Gene Ontology annotation, molecular function: transketolase activity. Gene Ontology annotation, biological process: pentose-phosphate shunt. NCBI's taxonomy places the organism in Eukaryota, Fungi, Ascomycota, Sordariomycetes, Hypocreales, Cordycipitaceae. Gene Ontology annotation, cellular component: cytosol. The transcript has 5 exons. The coding region runs from base 1 to 2058 and encodes 685 amino acids. The record is from RefSeq and is a predicted model, not a curated record.